ACAACACAAAGAAAGUAAACAAAGAUCAAAUGAGUCAUGGGAGAGAGAUGGAAGGUGGUUCAAGCUCAAAGAUUGAGUUUUUGAUCUGGCUAUCUCAGGUCAUGGGAGGUCUUUGUUCAAGGUCUUCUUCACAAGAUGAUGACAUGGUUUUUGUUUCCAAGACUGGUGGUGGUGGAAAUGUUAUUCUUGGUGGUACCACCAACAAUGGUGGUGGUGGUGGUGGUGGCAGCACCAAUGGUGGUUCCUCUUUCACUACUGCACCUGUUGUUGGUGAAACAAUGGAGAGGAAUAUGAAUAUGCAUGCUGAGAUUAGUGGCAAUACUAAUGAUGAGGAAUUCUAUGAUGGAAUUCCAAGGUUCAGUGAUACUUGUUCACACAACAAAUCUAGGUCUGGAAGGUCUAAGGUCUCAGAGGUGGGUUCACGCCUCGGUAAAGCUGGUACAAUUGGAUUUGGGAAGGCAGUUGAGGUUUUGGACACACUUGGGAGUAGCAUGACAAAUUUAAAUGCCGGAAGUGGGUUUGUUUCUGCGUCAGCCAUAAAGGGGAACGAGAUUUCUAUCUUGGCAUUUGAGGUGGCAAACACUAUUGUCAAAGGCUAUAAUCUCCUGCAAUUUCUUUCUAGCAAGAACAUUCAACAUUUGAAAGAAGAGGUGCUUCUUUCAGAGGCUGUGCAAGAUUUAGUGUCAAAAGAUACAGAUGAACUCCUAUGGAUUGUUGCUUCUGACAAGAGGCAGGAGUUGAAAGUGUUCUCUGAUGAGGUGAUUCGUUUUGGAAAUCGAUCGAAAAAUCCUCAGUGGCACAACUUAGAGCGUUACUUUGAGAAAGAAGCAAAUGCUCCAAGACAGUCAAGAGACGAGGCAGAAUCAACGAUGGAACACUUGAUGACUUUAGUUCAAUUUACAGCUGAAUUAUACCAUGAAUUACAUGCUUUGAAUAGAUUUGAACAAGAUUAUCAGCAUAAAUGUACAGACGAAGAUCAAAAAGGCGAUACCCUUGCAUUCUUGAAGGCAGAAGUUAAAACUCAAAAGAAGCAAAUUAAGCAUAUAAAGAAAAGGUCACUUUGGUCUAGAAGUUUGGAGGAGAUUAUGGAGAUGCUUGUAGACAUGGUGCAAUUUUUGAAUUCGGAGAUAAACGAUGUCUUUGGCGCUUCAGAUGGCCAUAGACCAUUAGUUGGACACAAGAACAAUCACCAAAGAUUGGGCCCUGCAGGCCUUGCUUUGCACUAUGCAAACAUAGUGCUCCAAAUCGAUACUCUUGUAUCCAGAUCCAAUUCUAUGCCUGCAAAUACAAGGGAUGCAUUAUAUCAAGGCUUGCCUCCUAAUAUAAAAUCAGCACUACGAUCCAAAUUAUCGUCUUUCCAUGUUGCAGAAGAGCUAACUGUAGCAGAUAUCAAGGAUGAGAUGGAAAAAACAUUACAUUGGCUGGUUCCGAUCGCCACAAACACGUCCAAAGCGCAUCACGGUUUCGGUUGGGUAGGAGAGUGGGCAAACACAGGCUCCGAGGUGAGGAAGACUUUUCAGGCCGGCGUAAUGCGGAUCGAGACGUUCCACCAUGCAGAUAAAGACAAAGUAGAAAGCUACAUUCUCGAACUUCUCUUGUGGCUUCAACAACUUGCCAUCAGAAGCAAGACCAACAACGAUCCGGGAAAAGCGAAGCCUGCAACCAAGUCUAACCAGCAGAAGACAAUUGAUCAGCCCACGAACUCUCUGUCGCCGCCAUCGCUAACAAUGGACGAGCAAAACAUGCUGCAGAACAUAAGCGAGAAGACACAAAUGAGAAGGUUAAGUAAGAGCUUGGACUUUGACACAGUGAAGACUAGAAUCACAAGGAGUUAUAGUUAUUCAUCAAGAAGCAGUAGAAGAAGCAGUGAAGUGAGUUUUAGUAGGAUUUGUUCUAAGCUUCUUCCUGUGAUUGAUUUUGAUAUUGAUAAAGAGAGAGCUUUGGAUGUGAUUGAUAGAGUAGAUGUGAUUAGAAAUGAAAAGGUGUAAUAACACACACAUUACAUAUAUGGAUAGACGAGUUGGACCUUUGUGUAAGUAUAUAUCAUGUUCAUGUUGUAAGAGUUGAAUACCAAAAUUUUGUAGCACUUUUGGUAUGUUUGAGCUUCUCAAAAGGGUGUCAAUUAUUUUUUCCCCUUAGAUUAGACAA
Messenger RNA from Arachis duranensis, 2148 nucleotides. RefSeq names its product protein PSK SIMULATOR 1. Gene Ontology annotation, biological process: positive regulation of growth. The record is from RefSeq and is a predicted model, not a curated record. The transcript has 12 exons. The coding region runs from base 30 to 1988 and encodes 652 amino acids. Lineage: Eukaryota; Viridiplantae; Streptophyta; Magnoliopsida; Fabales; Fabaceae.